CUCCUCCCGGCCGCUCUCGGGUGCAGAGCCCUCGGCCGUCAGGGCCGCUCGGAGGGAGUUCUCCCGGAGCCCGAGACGGGAGGGCGGCUGGCGGGGCUGGGCUGCAGUUGCACCGCCGCGCCUGAUGUUGGUUAUGCAGCAAGAUGCUUCCCACCACCAGGGCUUGACUCUGGUCUAGGUCCUCAGACAUGUUGCUUCACCUCUUUGGACCUCAGUUUUUAUCAUGCAGAUAAUAAUUUGAAUUUCAAAUAAUAUCCAUUUUAAAACAAGAAUAAUAAUGGGUGUGGAGCCCAGGGGCCUGUGGGAAAGAUUAUAUAUGAUUUGUAUAUAAAAUUUUAAGAAUUCCAAGAAUUCCGUGCUUGAUUCAGGACACACAGAGUGAGUGCUCAGCGCAGUCUGGCUACUUUCGGAUAACUCUUUAUUAACAGUCCUCCUGCCUCAGCCUCCGGAGAAUCUGGAAUCACAGACCCGUGCCACCAGGCCCAGCCUCGCUGACGGUUUUCUGUUUCAUCUGGGACGUUAACAGUUUUAGGUCUCUGAAGCUGAACAGUCACUGUGACAUAGAGGAAUCCCCCAAGUCCUGAUUGAAGCACUUGAAGACUCCUGACCCCACAUCCCUGCUUUAUCCUGUGGGUCAUUGCACACCUCACCUGGAGCAUGGACUGUACUUUUGUGUCAUAAUCCCAAUACAUACCUGUCUACACAACACUUCAGACGCUAAUUCUACAAAGGUUUUCCUACGGAGCCCCGUGGAGUCCAAGGCCGCCGCUACCAUGACGACUGCCAUCCUGGAGCGCCUGAGCACCCUGUCUGUGAGCGGGCAGCAGCUGCGCCGUCUCCCCAAGAUUCUGGAAGAAGGACUUCCCAAGAUGCCGUGCACCGUCCCGGAAACGGACGUGCCGCAGCUCUUCCGGGAGCCUUACAUCCACGCGGGCUACCGCCCCACGGGGCACGAGUGGCGCUACUACUUCUUCAGCCUUUUUCAGAAGCACAACGAGGUGGUCAACGUCUGGACCCACUUGCUGGCGGCCCUGGCGGUCCUUUUGCGGUUCUGGGCCUUUGCGGAGGCAGGGGCAUUGCAGUGGGCCUCUCCCCACACCCUACCCCUGCUCCUCUUUAUUCUGUCCUCAAUCACUUACCUCACCUGCAGCCUCUUGGCCCACCUGCUGCAGUCCAAGUCAGAGCUGUCCCACUACACUUUCUACUUCGUGGACUACGUCGGGGUCAGCGUCUACCAGUACGGCAGCGCGCUGGCUCACUUCUUCUACAGCUCCGACCAGGCCUGGUACGAGCGCUUCUGGCUUUUCUUCCUGCCGGCGGCUGCUUUCUGCGGCUGGCUCUCCUGCGCUGGCUGUUGCUACGCCAAGUACCGCUAUCGGAGGCCUUACCCGGUCAUGCGGAAGAUCUGCCAAGUGGUACCGGCGGGGCUGGCCUUCGUCCUAGACAUCAGCCCCGUGGCACACCGCGUCGCCCUCUGUCACCUGGCUGGUUGCCAGGAGCAGGCGGCCUGGUACCACACCCUCCAGAUCCUCUUCUUCCUUAUUAGCGCCUACUUCUUCUCCUGCCCUGUCCCCGAGAAGUACUUCCCCGGCUCCUGUGACAUUGUGGGCCACGGACAUCAGAUCUUCCACGCCUUCCUUUCCAUCUGCACGCUCUCUCAGCUGGAGGCCAUCCUUCUGGACUACCAGGGGCGCCAUGAGAUCUUCCUCCAGCGCCAUGGUCCCCUGUCUGUCUACACCGCCUGCCUCUCUUUUUUCUUCCUGGCUGCCUGCAGCGCGGCCACGGCCUCCCUCCUGAGGCACAAAGUCAAGGCCAGACUGAUGAAGAAAGAUUCCUGAGGUCUGCAAACAAGCAAAGGUGUAGAGGCGGGCCACUGUGACUCGGGGGAAAACUUGACACAAUAAUAGAAGUUGACUUUUUACUUUUAAGGUUUGAGUUUUAAAUUAAUAUGUAUUGACAGGCUGAGGAUGAAACUCAAUCGGUAGAUGUGCUUGUAUAGCAUGCAGGAAGCCCAGGGUUUGAUCCCAGUGCCCCACACGCCAGGAUAGCAGCCCUUAAAGAGGCAGAGGCAGAGGAGGAUCAGAGGUGCUAGGUCAUUCUCUGAUGCAGAGUCAGUUCGAGGCUAGCCUUUGAUACAUGGUACCCCAUCUAAAAAAAAAAAAAAAGAGUAUUACUUAUUUUCUUUUUAAAUAAGUAAUCAUUUAAUUUUUAAUGAUUAACUACAUAAGCCAAAGACACCCAAUUUAAAAACGCCAUUGGUUUCAUCAUUUGUCACAAUAUUUGUUAUAAAGCGAGAGAUCGUCACCAAGAUUAUGGAAGAAAACACUGAAAAAAGUCUGCAAAAGGAGAAAGCAAUUAGCAGUGAACAGUGCAGCGGCACCUGUAAGUUGGGAGACAGUUGGGCACGGCAUGUUUCCUUCUCCUAAGAAAUGAGAAGAAAAGCCUCCACAGUGCACUAGCGACUGCCGCAAGGUGGCGCUCUUGAGCCGACAGAGAAGACUGCACAAUUAGGGCCACAUUCUCCCUUUGAAGUUCCCGGCACCACUGCUGAGGAACACUCCUGCAGGAACAGCCUGCAGAAAGCUCAGCGCUCUCCUAGGUGCAGAGUCUCCACAGGCCCUCAGGAGCGUGCUGAACCCAUCGCUGAGAAGAUGCGCAUGAGAAGGAUAUAAGCACCAGCUGCUCUCAAAUACGUCUUGAACACCAUCAAUACAGAUGGAAGUGUCCACAGAGCAUGCUCUGUACCAUUUCAUCAUCCUUAGGUACCAAGAAUUCCCUGGCUUUCUCUUGGAACUCACGUGACAGUUCCUCAGCCCAAACGCCAACGUCCAGGUUAUCCUGGGCAUACAUCAGGAGGAAUGCCAUUGGACCCUUCCAAACAAGGGCUCUAGAAGAUGACGUGGAGGGGCCUGAGGAAGUAGCUUGGCACAUCUUCUGUCUCUGAAACAUCUGCUAAGAGCAGGAAAAGGCUGAAAAAGUUGCGUAGGCCAACUUCAGUUACUUCUUCCAUCCUCUUUUGAUGAAAUUUACGACAGUCUUCCUUUAACAUGUUUCCAAGGAGCCACUGCUCUUCAUUGCUUUCUUGAGGACACUUGCCAAAAUGCAAAGAAAAAUGAUGUAACUGCUGCUGGAUUUAUACAGGUCAGGGUCUUGUUUAUCAGAACAUCAGGGCUUCACCAUUGCAAGCAUGGACAAGAAUGAAUUGAUAUUAGUAAGGCCUUCCAAAGGAAGCCAAGAAAUACUGAAGGAGCUAUUUGGGUUCUUACUACAAUAGGCCUACAGAACAGAAACAACUGAAAUGUUUGGCUUCCAGAAAUCACAAAGUGUCAAGCAACAAUAAAGAUACAUUCUCUGUAAGUGUUCUUCUAGUUUACUCUCCUCUACAGUGAUGGACUGUUUCAAAAGUUCUUCUCUAAAGCACCAAUUUGAGUCCACUUGUCUCAUUUCAUCUGACCUGUCUGGUGCAGCGAGGCUACGGGAACACUAACCCACCCACUAACGCCUAAUGGAUCCUUGGUCCUGGUCUGAGAAACAGAAGGUCUUUUCUGAUCACUUGAUUCUUCACAAAGUGUUGUAAGUGGCUUAUUCCAAAACAGUCCUGCAACAGUCCAUUCACUCCUGUGGUCUGGAAGAUGAACAAGUAGAACCCACAAUUCUUUAACACAGGAGUAUGGGCAGUGAUCAAUCACUGAUGCUUCUGAAGGCCUAACCUCGGCAUAGCUGUUGAGUGAACAGGCUUACUGAGCCACAGAGAAGAUUUUCACAGUGUUCUUCAAAUAGGCUGACAUUGGUUAAACUGCCGCCCUUCUAGCCAGCUGACGACCAUAACCAACUUGCUUGGAUUUUUCACCCAGCAUGCGCAGUAUUCCCAGCACGAGCCAGUGUGUAUCUAAGUGGAGAUGUAAUAAACAGUGGGAAGAGCUCAAUCUGGUUCUUAUUUACGAAUGCUCCUAGAAUAACACUGUGAAGUUCAGUUAGAUGUCCGAUCUACAGAAGCAAUCCACAAAGUUCAUCAACCAGCAUUAAAAGAAGUUGAAGCUUCCAAAGCUUCAUAGGGAUGGACGGGGAGAUUGUGGCUCUCAGCACCUUGUUCUUUCAGACACCUGAAGAUGGAAACUUUAAUGUAGUGGAGAAACACUACACACCGCGCCGAAUACCCGUCUGCUUUGGAGUGCACACUUAUGGACUCCAAGGUAAAUAGCUACUGCCUGGAUAAAGGAAAGAGCUCUCGACAUGAACUUACUAAUGCUGUUUCGGUAACCCGUUGGAUGCCAGACUGUAUCCUCUUCAAAAUUAGUUGGUAAUGGAUCAAGAUUUGAAAUUAACCACUUAAGGGCACCACUGGUAAGGUAGGACUCUGUCAGAAUAUCCUUUUCCUUCUUUGUUGUCAAAAGCGCAAGCAAAGCAUGGGGGUUUGCACCAUUCUGUCCCCAGGUCCAGCUCUAAGCUGUCAGUCAUGAAUGCCAACACUGCAGAACAUGUGCUUUUUACGUCACGCCCAGAAUGAACUCCAGCGUGAAUGUCUACUGGGAGGCCAGGGGGAUGGAUGCUCUAGCUCAAAAGCUCCUAUGAAGCUGGGGAUGCCGAAGGCCAUCUUGGAAACGUCUGCUGUGAGUUGGUUGUCGCUUGUUAGCCAUCACCAAUGCAUUCCGCCUUGGAGAAUGGUGAGCCACAGUCUGGUCCAAACUCCUGUAGCUGUCAUUCAACAUGUCCGCCACCUCCACGAGGGUGCUGUAUUUGCAGAUGGUUGUGGAACAGACAAUGUCACUGAAGUAGAUCAUGACUUCUUCUUACAGCUCUGGCUGCACAACGUCCAUCCCUUUCAGAGACUUUACCACCAGCCUUGGGAACAGCAUAAAUUUAAGGCGCUCAGCCCUGAGCCUUUCUGCCUUGUACAGCCGGGUCCUUUCCGCCACCAGGUGUUCCCAGUUUAUAGAACACAGCUGUAGACAGCAGAUGAAGGUAUCCACGCAAGAUUCAUCUGGGGGGGGCAUGAACAAAUGCCAAAUAUCGUGGCAAGUGUGCUCUCGAUUUUCUUGAAGUCUGGCCUCUUCUGGUUCCUCCUUCCAACAGCUUUUGACAAGCAGAUAGACCUCCGGCUGCUCCUCACCUGCAGUUUCCAGGAACGGAUCUGGGCGAAAGGUUUCAUCCGUUCUGAAUUUUCCACUGUGAAAAUCUCAUUCUUGUCUGGGCAGCUCAACGUGUAGAGAGUUUUCUUACGAAGGAUGGUCCACUGAGCAGUGAUCCCAAAGCUGUACACGCCAAUUUUCCUGAGAGAUGCCAGCUUGUCAAGGGUGCUUGGGAGCAGUCCACAAGUCUUUUUCAGAGGUAGGAUGGAAUUGCACCCAAAAUCCGUGAUCUUCACCACCCCAAGACUGUCCACCACACAGUUGGUGGAUUUCAGACGCCCGUGAACUUCAACCUUACUAGAGUACCGAUAUGAUAUCCCCUUAGCAACACCAUAUAAGGCAGAGAUCUUAAACUCCUAAUCCAUGAACUUGCCAUCGGGGUAGGAAAUUGUGUCACUUAAAACUUCCUGAACAGGAGAGAAAAACGCACUCAUAAGGAAAAAAAAAAAAAGAUAAAAUGCUGCAGAGAAAGAUUAGGGAGCACAGGGAGGGUUACAGGCCAGCUGAUCCACUCACGAGGCUGCUGAGUGAGGAACAAAACGGGAUGCCAUCACCCUCCUUUCAUGAUCACACACGAUGAUGGGUUGUCUGACAGAGCUACAGCCUGAGAAGUAAGUUAGGUGAUUUUAUUGCGUGCUUAUCAUAUGGUGUUCUCACACAAACCUAGGACCUGCAAAGUCCAGGGCACAGGGCACAAAGUCUGUACACCACUGAUGAGCUAUAGUGCAGAGCGUAUUCUCCCCCAUGCUGUGACACAGACACACAGAUGGACACACAGGCAUUGAAUCUCUUUCUCUCCCCUACCCCUCUCCAUCUCCCUCUUCCUCCCUUCUCCCCACCUUCCCCCAUUAUUUAUGUUCAAGAGCAUGGCAUGACUAUGGGAUUUCAAAUGCAGGGCAUUUGAGGGUUUUAAAAAGGCACAUGCAUUCUUCUGUCUGUGUUAUAGCCUUGUGUGAAAAGGGAUCUUGGCUAAGAGUCAGAAGGUCCCAAACUGAAGAGAACGGCUCUUACCCAUGAGCACUUAGAAGAAUUCUGGUUGUGGCUUCCGAAGCUGAGUCCUGAAACUGGACUGCCAAGUAAACUGUGGCUGUUCCCUCCCCUAACAGAACAGCCACCCUUUGCCGCUUGUAUUGGUCACUGACCCCGUGGACUCUGUCUUCCUAUUAGGGUUUCGGAUUGUCUAGCGAAGAAAAGUCAAACUCUUCAAGAAGAUUCACUGAAUCUUAGACAAAAUGACCUAUUUGAUUUACCUGAUUUCUGGUCUCAUCCACUGCAGCUCUGCCUCGUCUCAGGAAAACCAACUAGCUGACUAAUUUGCCUGAUGUACUGUUCCCACCCCCAGUGUGCAUGGUAAUAUAAAGAUUUCUGAAACUAUUACACUUCCAGGAAAUGCUUGGAUCCAUUAGAGCAUUCAGGAAGAUGAUUCUCAUGUAAUACAGAAACAUAAAUAAUAAUAAUAAAAUACAACAGUGCCAAGCGCUACCGUAGGGAGACCCAGUCAGCAAACAUGGAUACCCUGGCCUGUUUGUCGCCCAUGGGGCCGUUUUAGUUUAUAUCUGUGGACCGCAGUAUUAACUGCAAGCUAUUUAGGGUUGUCUUGCAGACCUGGAGAUUAUCUGAAGGCUUGAACAGACUCUUUAUAGAAGCGUGGCUCUAGAGUUCCUCAAGGCAUCUGAUUUCAAAAAGGACCCUAAAAUCCAAGGUUCAAAUUUCCACUGGAUACUGUCCCAUGAAGGACCGACACAACUACCCCAAUUCAGGGUUCUCAAACAGGCAGUUCCGCCUCAGAUUUCGGAAGAAACCUUAAAACAGGUCCUAGGACAGGGGAAUGCGUGCUCACUGCUUUUGGCCCCUGAAGGUCCUUGGAGGAAGAACGAGGCACCUGAUGGCCAAAUGCACUGUUUGUGAGGCUGCUAUGAGCAGCCGCUGUGAGAUGGCUUGUGCUUGCUGCUCACAUGUUCUGGCCACACAGCUCUCCCUGAGGACUGACUUCCGCACUAAUCCAGUGAAGGAGGCUGUGGUCAAGGGAAGGCUGGGAUGCCCUCUAUUCGCACACUGCGUUUCCUAUCAGUAUGAGGUCCCCAUGUACCAAAAUGGGAAGUGAUCUGAUUCAACUCCCGUUGGGUCACUUGCCAGUCUUUCAACCUUCGUUUUCUAUCUUUUUUUUUUUUUUUUUUUUGUGAGAGAUUUGUGAGUUUUGUGCCUUAUGCAGGGGAAUGUCUGAACACUUUAUUUAAUAUGUGCACAGGUGGAAUUUUUCUGUUCUGGGUUAUUGGGACAAGAAAAAAGAAGAACCCCAGGAAGUGAAAAUGACUUGUCAAUCAACUGUUAAUCUGUAUUUGGGGAAGGGUUAACUGAAAUUUCCCUGCAGACUCCACAGCAACAAAAGCAUGUGUCUUUUAGGUGGGUUUCUGAUAAGAAUGUCUAUGCUUGCUGAGUGACCCAAGCAGGGAAUGUGAGUAAAAUUGAACUGGUUUCAACUGAACAAAGGAUGUCUGUGUUUGUGUGUGUGUGUGUGUGUGUGUGUGUGUGUGUGUGUAUGCAUGCUACAAAAAGAGGGUCUGUUGAAAAUGGAAACCAGAAAGUGUUAGAAAUUCUUGUCGUUAUGGAUUCAAAGAAUGUCAUCUUUUAAAAGUUGAAAGGAAAGUGAGAGCAGGAAGGAGGGAAGGUGACAUUGACUUUACUGUGGUGGUGUUUGUGAACAGAGAUUUUUCUUCUUUCUUUCUCUCUUCUUUUUUUUGAGACAAGGUCUCAAAAAACCUGUAUAACCCAGGCUGGCCCGGAAAUCCUUAUGUAGGCAAGGCUGGCCUUGAACUCUCGAGCUCAGCCUGCCUCCGCCUCCCAAGUGGCAGGGUUAAAGGUGUGCGUCGACAUGGCUAGCCUUGUGGACAGAGGUCUAGUGCUCUCCAAUGCACCCAAAGCCCCGUACCAAGCUGAGCUCUGUUCCUGGCGGGUCCGUGACACUGUAAGUGUAAAAAGUAAGACGGUGGCAUUCAGUUUUCAGUUUAAUUAUACAAAUACUGCUAACUAACAACUUGGAAAUUGUUUUAAGAAAAAUAAAAAUAAAACAAAAAAAAAAUGAAAGCGAUUCCUGUGGAGCUGGGAGUUGAACCCAAGGCCUUCGACGUGUUAACCAAGAGUUCCUCCAUUGACCUAAACCCCCAGGCCAAGGAAUGGUGGGUGUAUAGUAGAUAUUUGGGAGGCGUUGAGGUGGGGGACUAUGGCCUUCCCCGAAAAUGCAAGUUUCUGAUCAGAAUGAUGUAAAUGCAUGUAAAAAAAAUGGGUGGUUUUUAACUCUUCAGACUCCCUUUUCAAACAGUGUCAUUAAAAUGAGUCUAUCAGUGUGGAAAAGACCUGCUUAGCUUAAAGAUAACAACCAGGAAUUGUAAAAAGGGGUAUGGAUGCCUCUUGAUUUACAACGGGGUCUGCCUCUCCCCAAAAUCAGCAUAAAGUGAAAAAAAAUGGUGUAAGGGAGAUGGCUAUCUUGCUCUCUGUACUAGAAAUUUUGGUUGUUGCCUCUCUUAGUUAAGACUUCUAACCCUGAUAAAUGCCUCUGAUAAAAUUAAGCUGUCAGCCACUAACACUUUCUUGAGAAUAAAAUCCUUGUUGGUUUAGAGAAGGCCCUACUUAGUUCAAGACAGGAUACAUUCAGUGAUUCCUGUUUCUCAUUUCAGAAUCCUGGCUCUUAUUUGCUGGAGAAGGUUGUUUUUUCGUUUGUGUUUCCAGUGUGGGGUGUUUCCUGUUUUGUUUUGUUUUGUUUUGUUUUGUUUUGUUUUGUUUGUUUUGUUUUGUUUUGUUUUGUUUGAGGCGGAUCUCACUGUGUUUCCCAGGCUGGCCUGGAACUCCUGAUUCUCCCAUCUCUGUUGGCCAAGGAGCUGCGAUUACAGGCACCACUGGAAGCUUGGAAGAGUUCAGAGCCCUGACAGUUUAUUCCUGUCUGUUUGCUUACUGCUCUGUAGUUCCACCAGGAUCCUCCAGAUGGCGGUGUUGUCUUUCUCAGUGCUCUCUUGGCACUUGUUACCAAGGCUUUGCUGCUACCUGUACUGCGUUUUGCUUGUUUGCUUGAUAAAGAAAAUGUGGGAUUAUCUUCCGUCUCUAUAAACCUACUUACAUGAUUAAUCAUUAAAGAGAUUUUGUACAUGGA
Molecule: messenger RNA, 9273 nt
Organism: Meriones unguiculatus (Mongolian gerbil)
Lineage: Eukaryota; Metazoa; Chordata; Mammalia; Rodentia; Muridae
Gene: Paqr8
Product: progestin and adipoQ receptor family member 8
Exons: 5
Coding region: 774-1838 (354 amino acids)
Biological process (GO): response to steroid hormone
Cellular component (GO): plasma membrane
Molecular function (GO): steroid binding; nuclear steroid receptor activity
Source: RefSeq, a predicted model, not a curated record